AUGGAGACGGCCAAAUUCCCGGCCAGGGGCGACGGCUACGCGGGCCGCAAGGAGCAGCAGGAAGACGACGGCUACGCGGAGCUGCUGGCCAAAGGGUUACUCCAGGCGGCGGCUGGCGGCGAGACGCUGCCGCGGGCCGACGCGAUGCGCGGCGGGGAGCCGGAGCCGGAGCUCCACGCGGGGAUCAAGGCAGAAAUUCAUUUUAGCAGUGAACCCCUUUCGUCGGAAGAGGAGGAUGGAGAGACUCGUGAAAAUAAGAUAAAAUCUCUCAACAAACACUUGCCUCCGAAGAAAACGAUCACCCAGAUUAUGAAGGAUAAAAAGAAGCAGACACAGCUCACCUUGCAAUGGCUAGAAGAGAAUUAUAUUGUAUGUGAAGGAGUUUGUUUGCCAAGAUGCAUCCUUUAUGCACACUACCUAGAUUUCUGCAGGAAGGAGAAACUUGAACCUGCCUGUGCUGCAACAUUUGGGAAGACUAUUCGCCAGAAGUUUCCUCUUCUCACCACAAGGAGGCUGGGAACAAGGGGCCAUUCAAAAUAUCACUAUUAUGGAAUUGGCAUUAAAGAAAGCAGUGCUUACUACCACUCUGUGUAUUCUGGGAAAGGUUUGACAAGGUUUUCUGGAAGCAAAUUGAAGAAUGAGGGUGGAUUCACUCGGAAAUAUUCCCUGAGCUCCAAAACUGGGACGCUCCUUCCAGAAUUCCCCAGUGCUCAGCAUCUUGUGCUGGACAGAUGCAUCUCUAAAGACAAGGUGGAUACCCUUAUCAUGAUGUAUAAAACCCACUGUCAGUGUGUCCUUGACAAUGCCAUUAAUGGAAACUUUGAAGAGAUCCAACAUUUCCUGUUACAUUUCUGGCAAGGGAUGCCUGACCACCUUCUUCCCCUGCUUGAAAAUCCUGUUAUCAUUGACAUCUUCUGCGUUUGCGACUCAAUACUGUAUAAGGUCCUUACAGAUGUACUCAUCCCUGCAACUAUGCAAGAAAUGCCAGAAAGCUUAUUGGCAGAUAUAAGAAAUUUUGCUAAAAACUGGGAACACUGGAUUGUUUCAUCACUUGAAAAUCUGCCAGAAAGCCUUGCAACAAAGAAGUUACCAAUAGCACGGAGAUUUGUAUCUUCUCUGAAGCGUCAGACAUCCUUUUUGCACUUAGCCCAGAUUGCUAGACCAGCUCUUUUCGAUCAACAUAUAGUGAAUGCCAUGGUCACUGAUAUUGAGAAAGUAGAUCUGUACAGCAUUGGAUCUCAGGCGCUACUCACAAUCUCAGGAAGCAUGGACUCUGAUGGGGAAGGUUACAUUGAAUAUGACUCUAUUACAGUGUUCCAAGAACUGAAGGACCUCUUAAAGAAGAAUGCCACUGUGGAGUCAUUUAUUGAAUGGCUGGAUACUGUGGUUGAACAAAGGGUUAUCAAGGCAAGCAAGCAGAAUGGUCGAUCGCUAAAGAAGAGGGCACAAGACUUCCUUCUCAAGUGGAGCUUUUUUGGAGCGCGAGUAAUGCAUAAUCUCACUUUGAACAAUGCAUCCAGUUUUGGUUCAUUUCAUCUGAUCCGCAUGCUUUUAGAUGAAUACAUCUUGCUUGCCAUGGAGACCCAGUUCAACAAUGACAAAGAACAAGAACUCCAGAAUUUAUUGGACAAGUAUAUGAAGAAUACAGAUGCCAGCAAAGCUGCUUUUACUGCAUCCCCAAGCUCUUGUUUCUUAGCGAACCGCAACAAGGCCGGCACACUUGCUACUGAUGCGUCAGUGAAAAAUGAAUGUCUGGUGGAGCAAGCCUAUUUCCCUUUGUCAACCAAUCAACAUAGCGGCAUGUCCUCGGGUCUGAACUCAUUUUCCGCAGGGAACACUGCAAAUCUAGAGCUAACAGGUCAAACAGAGCUGUCUGAGACUGCUGCCCAUCUCAUGACCCCACCCAUUUCUCCAGCCAUGGCCUGUCGAGGAAGUGUUAUCAACCAGGCUGGCAGUCCUCCAAGUAUCGCUCCACCCUUAUCUGCACACUCCCACUGCUCUUCUUAUUCGGAUCCCCUUUACCAGACUGUGCCGCAACCGAAUCAAAGCUUUUAUGGAGUCAGUGCCAGCUACCCAGCCAUGUUCAGGACCCAGACUCAUCCAUCCUCUGGAGCCUAUCAGCACAGGACAGAACCCGGCCACUUUACAGCCGCAAAUGAGCAGCAGCGAUUCUCCAGAGACUACUUCAGUAGCAGCUGUGCUGUGUCCCCAUACAGCGCCAGGUCACCCCCUAACUAUGGAUCUGCUUCAACUAUGCAGGAGACACAUGGCAUGCAAUUUCUGAACACUGGGGGAUACAACUUCAUGAACAAUUCCCCAGCUAAUUCCUGUCAAGGAACAUCAUAUUCCUCAGCUGCUUCCAAUGGGUUCUAUGGAAAUAAUAUAAACUAUUCAGAAUCUCACAGACUUGGGUCAAUGGUAGAUCAGCAUGUCUCUGUCAUCAGCAGCAUUAGCAGCAUUCGCCCAUUGCCUCCAUACAGUGACAUUCAUGAUCCACUCAGCAUCUUGGAGGACACUGGAAGGAAGCAGGGAGCAACCUAUUAUCCAGACACCUCAAUAGCUUGUCGAAACCCUAUAACAUCAGAUAUGCAGCCUGCUAUACCUGCAUCCUCCUCCCAGUGUAUGUAUGGGCAUUCUAGACAGUGUCCUUCUCAUGAAACAAUGGAUUCUUCUGGUCAAGCCAACAGUGAGAUGGUAUCAUCCUUACCACCAAUCAAUACUGUCUUUAUGGGAACUGCUGCUGGAGGCACCUGA
This is a messenger RNA of Elgaria multicarinata webbii, 2754 nucleotides long. It is a transcript of the gene RFX6, whose product is annotated as regulatory factor X6. The transcript has 19 exons. NCBI's taxonomy places the organism in Eukaryota, Metazoa, Chordata, Lepidosauria, Squamata, Anguidae. Bases 1 to 2754 code for a protein of 917 amino acids. Gene Ontology annotation, molecular function: DNA-binding transcription factor activity, RNA polymerase II-specific; RNA polymerase II cis-regulatory region sequence-specific DNA binding. Gene Ontology annotation, biological process: regulation of transcription by RNA polymerase II. The record is from RefSeq and is a predicted model, not a curated record.